This is a messenger RNA of Microplitis demolitor, 750 nucleotides long. RefSeq lists its product as uncharacterized. The transcript has a single exon. The coding region runs from base 1 to 750 and encodes 249 amino acids. NCBI's taxonomy places the organism in Eukaryota, Metazoa, Arthropoda, Insecta, Hymenoptera, Braconidae. The record is from RefSeq and is a predicted model, not a curated record.
AUGGGUGAGACCGUUUCCGAUAAUCAAAUAAUGAUGAAAAUUCUCUUAACAUUACCUCCUACUGACAGACAUUUUGUAACAGCCUGGGAAUCAACAGCACAGGCCGAGAGAACCUUGACAAAUAUGGUUGCUCGACUGACAAUGGAGGAGACACGGCUAGGUAACCCUGUAUCAACGUCAGAAGCUAGUGGAGCUUUAGUUGCCAAAGGAGGAGGAUACUACAAAUUUCAAAAGCCCAAGAGGAAAGGAAAGUUCAACUACUGUGGGAUCGCAGGACAUUGGAAGAAAGAGUGCCGCGUCAAAGCGAGAGACAUGAAAGGGUCUGGCAAGGACGAGAACCCUAGAAGGAGGAAUCAGGAAAAUGCUCUCAUCGACGACAUGCUGCACACAUCGGUUGACAACAAAAAGACACAAAAUAGAUGGUGUCUUGAUUCUGCAGCAACAAGUCACAUGAGUGGUAAUAAGCACUGGUUCACAGACUUGGUAAGUCUCAAAAUUAAACUACCGAUUAGAAUAGGAGACGGUAAAAUAAUAUACGCUAUUACUAAAGGCAACAUUAAUAUGAAAGCAUUCAACGGUGAAACCUGGAGAGAUGAAUAUUUGGAGGAUGUAUUGUUUGUUCCAAAACUAAAGUGUAAUCUUUUCUCUUUGAGCUCCACCACCGACAAAGGACACAGGAUGUCCACAGAUGAAAACAGUUGCAGAUUCACAAACAGUGAGAGCACCGUAGCAGUUGGCGAACGAAUUUGA